This is a messenger RNA of Aureobasidium vineae, 1413 nucleotides long. NCBI's taxonomy places the organism in Eukaryota, Fungi, Ascomycota, Dothideomycetes, Dothideales, Saccotheciaceae. The record is from the annotation of a GenBank genome assembly.
AUGGGUGCAACCUCUCGUGCCAACAGCGUCCGCUUUGAUGAAUCUGCCAACCAAGGCCACUGGGCUCAUGCCUCACGAUCCUCAAUCGAUUUUCUUCCUCGUAGUGCAAGCAGCUUGGCUGGACUCGGCAUGACUGAGCGUACCUCAUCUCACAAGUCUGACGGCCGUGCCAGCUCGGUCCAUUCGGUCAGGUCUGCCGCUUCGGGCCGUGCUAGUAGCAUCAAUCUAGAUACUGGUUAUGCUUCUCCUGUCGAUACACCAGCCAUCGCCCCUGGUCUACUAAUCUUAGGCCCUGUCCCAGCCAUUGUGCGUUGUUGGAUAAACACAAACUUCAAGCAUGACGCUCUUCUAUAUGCUGCCGUGUCCACCGCUUCGUACAGGUCUCAGAUAGAUGAGCGUCUAGUCCAGUCGCUAGGAUUGGAGGAUUGCAUAGUGGAGAGCGCUUCCGGUGGGAGAUUGCUUGCACUGUCCGUCUACUUCGCCGAGGCUAUCCCACACCCCAUCUCAACACGGUCCAGUAGUCCAGCACCACAGGUCCCCUCAGUCACAGUCGAGUUCAACAUAGUCGCCCCUACGCAACCAGAUCUUGACUCUAAGGCUAUUCAAAUCGUUAUUGGCAGCGAUGUGCUUCGGUCACAUAAUGCCGACAUUUUGUUUUCGUCUAAUAGCAUGACUAUCUUUGACGACGAUCAAUGCAAGCUAUCCAUUCCUCUGGUCCGUCCUGAGAAUGAGGGGACCUUCAACUCUUUGUUCAUCUCGUCUUCACAGCCAAUAAAGCCUCAGGAGAUGAUGCCAGAAGAACAGACUCUCAAUGGACUGGGUCAAAUGGAACCAAACACCCCAUCUAACGAGUUGACAUUCGAACAUGAACCUUUGCAGCCAGUAACCGACACUCUUCGAAAACCAGCCGGAAAAUCAAUAGUUGAGGAAGGCGUCAGUGCUAGUAGGCUACAAACAUCUGCUUCAAGGAUCGUUCGAUCAGAGAACAAGGACUCUACAGCCUCGACACAAGUCUCACCAGCUGCACCGUCAGCUUCAUCGCCAUCGAUAUGGAGCAAUUGGCGUCGUGAAACAUCGAGCCAAAACAACGGUUCAGAGGUUGGAGACACUACAUCCAAGGUCAAGGACAGUGGCUAUCAACGGCGAGAUGCUGGCAUCAAAGUGCUAAGACCAACUAGAAGCAGUGGGCGCACAUUUUCAAGUGGCUCGGUAGCAUCAUUACCCGCUGGAGAAGGAAGAUCGCGUUAUUUUGACGAUGGAAAGAAGAAGGGACCAGACACUGUUGCGGGUGACGAGAAAGCGACAAGAGUGACGGGAGAUAACCAAGUCGAGGCAGUGACGAGUAAGACAAGGAGCAAUCCAGCAGGAGGAGGCUCGGCUUUCUCUUGGUUACACUCGGGAAACAGGGCCUGA